AUGGCACUCGAGUCGACGCGGUUCGGAUCUACCUUCUCUUCGCCUGAGCCCAAGCGAAGUUGCAUGUGUGGCCAGAACGUCGAGAUGGAUGACAUCUUUUGCUCGGUUGCUUGUGCAAGGACGGAUGCGAUGUCCGCCUUGUGUUUCAACGAUGCUUCUCGCCGGACCUCUGAACAAUCCCUAUCUGCCAUUUUGGAAGACGGCCCAUCCAACCCCAACCAGUCGGGCAACCCGGAAUCGUCCGCCUCUCUACCUGUGACCUCAUCCAGCCCAUCCGACCGAUUCGCCGACGCGCCGUUCGACUACUCUGCCCACGCCUCCAAGUCUAACUUCCCCAUCACGGCCUCGUUGCACGAAUCCGUCUCCCACCCUUACGCGCACGCCAACGUGGAAUGGAGCGCGUCUCAUUAUCGACGACAAGCUCUGGAGGAGAUGAUGAAAGAGGAGAGGAGGAGGAGACGGUACGACCGGUCAGGACAUGCGGAUUCUAUGGGUAGUAACGCCAGUUCGUCCAUGUCUCUGUCGGCGGGGAGGAUCCCAGAGUUGAUAGGGGGUGCCAGGGGGGAUGCUCACGGGAGGAACGAGAGUUGGGCAUCAACCGUCUCGGGCAGUUCCAUCUCGACCACCGCUGGUGCCACAGCAUCUAUGGCUUCCGUUAACGAAUCUACCAGGUCAAGGUUCGGUGCCAAGGAGAUGAACAAGGAGGAAAAACAAGAAUUCCUACUCGGACCCGAUUCUACUUUCGCCUCUAGGACCCACGGGUACGGCUUCUCCAACUCUGACUCGCAUACGUUGGACAUGAACGCAUUCUCCCUGGAAUCGUACGAGAAGCAAGGUGUACCCGGAUCGAGCGGCCCUAAGCGGUUCAAGCUGGGUAUGAGGAACCGGUCGACUUCGGAUGGGACCGGAUUGAUCGCACAGGAGGAGCAGGGGUGUAACGUGUCUAUGCCCGGAGCGAGUGCGGGCAAAGGGAGGAAGUUGAGACGGCCUUCGUUCGUCCUGCGGGAGGUUGGCUCUCAGGGUCAGACUCAGAGUCAGCUUCAUCCGGGACUGCGAUCCGCUUCCUCGUCUUCGUCAUCGUCGUCAUCCACAUCUGCAUCAGCAUCUGUAUCGAUCGGGAACGACGACAUGAAGGACGUCUUGGACGAGAUCAUUCGGAUGGAAAAGGGAUUCUCGCUAGAGAGCGACAAGGAGGUCAGCGAGGAAGAGAGGGAUCCUUUGUAUGGGAAGACGAGCGUCAGGUCGAACAGGUACCCUGCCUCUGGUCUUGGAAGGGCUAACAAGAUGGGUGAUAUUCCGGCCACUCCCAUGGCAGGUGUGGAGAGGGCUCGGGAAUUGACGAUGCAGCCUCCACCUGCGCCCAAGGCGGCUGGGGCGUAUGCGACCGAUGACACUCCGUUGCCCUUGAUGAGGCCGGUCUCAGUGACUUCGGCCACGACGCCGUCCCAUCAACUCGGUCACCUACCGUCGAAAUCUCUGAGCUCGUUGUUGUUGCCACCCAAGGAUUACCCCGAGGGUAAUUGGGAGCUCUCUCCGGGGAGCGGACAUCCGACAAAGGUCCGAUCGAGGCCUACGAGCGUAUCCAUCUCGGGCAACCACCGUCAUCUGAGAGGUCUUUCGAGCGGACAAGACGUACUAGACGCCAUCAUGGGACAACAGGGACAGGAGCAGGAGCGGGAAGAGGAUGUUGUCACUGAUCUCGUCAACGGCGGAGUAGGCAAGGAGAAGCGGAUGUCGAGGAUGUCCAGGGAGUUUAGUCCGGAAUCCCAGGCGAGAGGUCACAAGAUCCGCCGAAGUCUCACUUUUGAGAACACGCCGACGGGUCCAAGGUUCCCUAGUGGGGUCAUUCUCGGUUCUGGUGGGACUACGCCCAAGGGAAUGGGUAUGGGGAUGAGCUUGGAUACGCCACCGUCGGCCUGGGAUUCGAGCAUGUCGAUGUCAUCCUCGCGUCGCGCUCGAGGGAAAAAGGUACUGGACGACUCGGUAACGAGGUUCCAGUUCCCCCUCCGUCUCGAUACCGAUCUGGGUACCAACGCUCUCCAUGCCGGUCGACCCGAGAUAAAGAUCGAUGGUGUGUCGGGUACGACCGCUGGAUUCCUCGCCGCGGCGCAUCAAUUGGAUACCAGCGACCUCCUCACCCCAACCCAGAGCCAAUUCGAUAGCGCAGCUAGCGACUACUUGACCCCGGUCAACCGUUCGUCCGGGCUCAACGCGCAUACCGUCGGGACCCUCGAGCCUUCUCUCUUUCCUCCUACUCCAGGCAAGUCGUUCGCUCCUGCUGGACAGGACCACGCUGGACUCGGAUCGGGGAUCAGGUUUGGCGGGCUCCUGAACACGGGCACGCAUGACGAUCAGGAUAUGGAAUUCUGA
Filobasidium floriforme is the source of this 2370-nucleotide messenger RNA. RefSeq lists its product as uncharacterized. Bases 1 to 2370 code for a protein of 789 amino acids. The transcript is spliced from 2 exons. The record is from RefSeq and is a predicted model, not a curated record. Lineage: Eukaryota; Fungi; Basidiomycota; Tremellomycetes; Filobasidiales; Filobasidiaceae.